CUUUCCUCCGUGGCCCAUUCUUCGAAACCCACGAAGCAAAUUUGUCAUCUCCCACCCAACUCAGUUGAACACUUGAACGCAACACGCAACAUCAAAUCCACCGCCAAAACCAUCGGCGCCACCAGCUCCGACGCCUUACCCACCUCCGUCUCCUCCAAUUAACUUCACACAUCACACCACAAUACCACGCCACCACCCUCCUUCUCAAUAGCUUACUCCUCUAUUCGACAUUUUGAGGUAAGCUCCAUCAAGUUUAUGCCGAAAUUGGAUUUCAAUUUCAACUAUUUUAUCUAAUUAAGCUGCAAAGUGAUGGAAAUGGACAAAGAACAGUUCUUGGAAGAAUUUGGCAAAGAUUAUGGGUACCCAGAUGGUCCCAAAAGUAUAGACGAAAUACGAGCUACUGGAUUCAAGAGAUUAGAUACUGUGUAUUUGGAUCAUGCUGGGGCUACUUUGUAUUCUGAGCUACAAAUGGAAGCAAUUUUCAAGGACCUUACUUCUAAUGUUUAUGGAAAUCCACACAGCCAAAGUGACUCCAGCUUGGCUACUUCUGAAAUCAUAAGAGAGUGUCGUCAGCAGGUUCUAGACUAUUUUAAUGCUUCUGCAAAAGAAUACAAGUGCAUUUUCACUUCUGGAGCGACAUCUGCUUUAAAGAUUGUUGGAGAGGCCUUUCCUUGGAGCAGUCAGAGUCACUUCAUGUACACAAUGGAGAACCACAAUAGCGUCAUUGGGAUAAGAGAGUAUGCGUUGAACCAUGGAUCUGUAGCUCUUGCGGUAGAUGUAGAGGAACGUGUAGAUCAGGAUACAUCUUCGACUGACAAGAGAACUUUGUUUAAAGUAUCGCAACAUACUAUACAGAGGAGGAAUGACAGUAGAAACAUGGAAGACGAUUCCUCAGGCAAUGCAUGUCAUUUGUUUGCUUUUCCAUCAGAAUGCAAUUUUUCGGGCGUGAGGUUCAACCUUGAUCUUAUAAGAGCUGUCAAGGAGCAAUCAGAGGACACGUUUAAAGAUACAAUCCUGACCAAGGGUCGCUGGCUUGUCUUGAUAGAUGCUGCCAAAGGAUGUGCAACAGAACCACCCGAUUUAUCGAAAUAUCCUGCUGAUUUUGUUGUUCUAUCAUUCUAUAAGAUAUUUGGCUAUCCAACUGGGCUUGGUGCUCUCAUUGUCCGAAAUGAAGCUGCAAAGUUGCUGAAGAAGACUUACUUUAGUGGGGGAACUGUAGCGGCAUCAAUUGCUGAUGUGGACUUUGUCAAGCACAGAGAUGGAAUUGAGGAAUCUUUUGAGGAUGGAACUACAUCUUUCUUAAGUAUUGCUUCCAUUCGUCAUGGCUUCAAAGUAAUGAACACUCAUACUAUUUCCUCCAUCUCCCGGCACACUUCAUCUCUGACAACAUAUUUGAAGAGAGUACUCUCCAACUUGAAGCAUGAAAAUGGAGCAGAUGUGUGUACAAUUUAUGGAGAUAACAGCAUGAUAUCUAUGAAGAAGGGCUCUAUAGUUUCAUUCAACUUAAAACGCCCAGAUGGUUCUUGGUAUGGAUAUCGAGAGGUGGAGAAAUUGGCUUCUCUAUCUGGAAUUCAGCUGCGGACAGGAUGUUUUUGUAAUCCUGGUGCCUGUGCAAAGUACCUUGGCCUUUCUCACUUGGAGCUCCUUUCAAAUGUUGAGGCUGGUCAUGUCUGCUGGGAUGAUUUUGACGUUGUAAAUGGAAAGCCAACAGGAGCUGUUAGAGUGUCUUUUGGCUACAUGUCAACAUUUGAGGAGGCUAAGAAACUAGUUGAUUUUAUAAUAAGUUCCUUUGUGGUACUGCCUACCCCAAUGAGAUGUAGAAGCCUGCUACAUGGGUCUGACAUUUUCUUGUUCAAAGAUUCAGAGAAAAAGGAGAAUGCCACGGGUUUGUAUUUGAAGUCCAUCACUGUUUAUCCAGUAAAAUCUUGCGCAGGAUUUGAUGUGGAUAAUUGGCCUUUGAGAAAAACAGGACUGCUACAUGACCGUGAAUGGCUUAUAAGAAGUCCAAGUGGGGAUAUUCUUACUCAGAAAAAGGCCCCAGAUAUGAGUCUUAUAAGUACAUCUAUAGACCUGAAUCAAGGUAUCCUGUUUGUUGAAUCACCACGUUGCAAAACGAAACUCCAGAUUCUCCUGAAAUCAGCAUCAUAUUGUUGUGAAAGAGAAGAGAUAGAGUUGCAUGGCCACAGAUAUGCAGUGCAGUGUUAUAACCAGGAAGUCAACAGCUGGUUUAGUAAUGCUAUUGCACGUCCAUGCAUUCUCUGGAGAGCCUCAGCUUCAAAUUGUUUUUUAAAAAAACAGGGUAUUGCAGGCACGUGCAGGGAUGUCGAGAGUUCAUUAAAUUUUGUCAAUGAAGCCCAAUUCUUGCUAAUAUCGGAAGCAAGUGUUGUGGAUCUCAAUGAUAGAUUAAAGUCAAAAACAUCUCAAGUUGACCGAGCACCAAUUAUUCAGGUUUCUGCAAUGAGAUUCCGCCCCAACCUUGUCAUAUCUGGAGGAGAGCCAUAUGCUGAAGAUCUAUGGAGAGGAGUUCGAAUUGGGAGCAAGUAUUUUGCAUCAUUGGGAGGAUGCAAUCGAUGCCAGAUGAUCAACUUUGAUCACCAAUCAGAACAAGUGCAUAAAACAAGCGAACCUUUGGCAACUUUAGCGUCAUAUAGGCGGGUGAAGGGAAGGAUUUUGUUUGGAUUACUGCUGCGAGUUGAGAAAUGCAGUCUGGAAAAUGAGGAGUUGGAUUCAUGGCUAGCAGUUGGGGAAGAUGUAUAUCCAGAUAUAAGGUAGGGAAAAAAAACCUCCAUUCUUGCCCGCAGAAAUGGUCGAUUGCAAUGAUUCAGGAUGCAGCUUUUCUCAUGCUCCUUAUGCAACAACCACCAGUAGCAGAAUGAAUGAGAGUAACAAGAAGAGUGAAAUGCUUUACAAUGAAGCACAUAGUUAAGCUAUCUUCUGUAUAUGUCAGUCUGCACCAAACCAUAGGAAAAUUAAAACAUGAUAAAUGUAUGAGGUGUUUUUUUGAUCCUCCAUUUCAAUUGAAGGCAUUCUUGUACAGUCAAAGGCAAAUCCGUAAAAGAUGAAAUCAGUAAAUUUCUAUUUACGUUUUACUCCACGUAAAAACGUAAAAUACUUGUAGGAUUGACAAUAUAGUACCAAAGGUGUCUUUAGAGUAUACCGAAUCAGUAUAGCUAUUGUUCUUUUGGCAAGGCAAUUUCAAUUAAUAUUGAAAUGAAGUAUGACUGUAUGAGGGAAUUUCUUUUUUUUUUCUAUAGAUUUUUUUUUCAAAUAGUAUAAAGUUUAUCACUAUAUUUUGUG
This is a messenger RNA of Spinacia oleracea (spinach), 3297 nucleotides long. Its product is annotated as molybdenum cofactor sulfurase. The record is from RefSeq and is a predicted model, not a curated record. Gene Ontology annotation, biological process: Mo-molybdopterin cofactor biosynthetic process. Lineage: Eukaryota; Viridiplantae; Streptophyta; Magnoliopsida; Caryophyllales; Amaranthaceae. The transcript has 23 exons. Bases 310 to 2772 code for a protein of 820 amino acids. Gene Ontology annotation, molecular function: molybdenum cofactor sulfurtransferase activity; pyridoxal phosphate binding; molybdenum ion binding.